AUGAAGUCUCUCCUGUACCUCUUGGUUCUGGUAUAUGCUGUUACAGCAUUACCCUUAGAUGAAUCAGAACAGAAAUACUCUCAAUUUGAUGAAAAUGCUUUUAUGUACCAAACUGAUUUGCAAGAGGAGGGAGAAAGUAACAUAUUGGAUGAAGUAGCCAGAAACCCUGAAAAUAAUCGAUAUUUUCUCUUCACGAGGCAAAAUCCCACUUCAUCUCAGACUCUCGUAAUAAACAAUGCAAACAGCAUUACCUCAUCCAACUUCAAUGCGAGAGUACCAACUGUUGUCCUAGUCCACGGGUGGCUCGGCAAAGAGAACACCGAUUCCAAUUCUUUAAUUAGGGAUAGCUACCUUCGGAAAAGCGACGUAAAUGUUAUUGUUAUGGACUGGAUAAGAUUGGCAAUUAAUCCCUACUAUCCAACUGUAGUUCGUGGCGUUCCGGCCGUUGGACGUGGACUUGGGCAAUUUCUAGCAUUUCUUAACGGAGUAACAGGAGCACCUUUUGAUAGCAUGCAUCUUGUUGGAUUUAGUUUAGGUGCUCAUGUUGUAGGAAAUGCUGGUAGAGAACUAGGUGGAAGAAUUGCUCGUAUUACAGGCUUAGAUCCUGCUGGUCCACUAUGGAGUUCAAACCCAGAUCGUCUUUCACCUAGUCAUGCUAUAUACGUUGAAGCUAUUCAUACUGAUGGCGGAAUACUCGGCCUUGGGAUUGGAUCUGCUGUUGGUAACACAGACUUUUUCCCUAAUGGCGGUAAAUCUCAGCCUGGGUGUUUGACCAGUAUAUGUGACCAUAAUCGCGCUUGGGAACUCUUCGCAGCAACUGUUACUUACAAUCAUCUUGUGGGCACCCAAUGUCAGAAUAUGCAGGAAGUUUCUAGGAAUACUUGCACCGGAUCUCGCCUGAAUAUGGGAAAUGAUGAUUUGAAUAAGAGAGGAAAAGAAAGUUCCACUAAUGUUAAGAAAGCUGUGAAAAAUCUCAUUGCAUUUACAAAGGAGAAAAUUAAGACAAAAGUUUCAGAAAAGGACAUGGCGUCUAAGAAAAUGGCCAAUGAAGAAGAUACGAAAGAAAAUCAAUUUUAUAUAUUAUUUUCUAAUUUG
Molecule: messenger RNA, 1095 nt
Organism: Brenthis ino (lesser marbled fritillary)
Lineage: Eukaryota; Metazoa; Arthropoda; Insecta; Lepidoptera; Nymphalidae
Source: the annotation of a GenBank genome assembly